AAUUUUUUUACGCUUCUUUUAGGCUUCGGUGUUUCAAUUUUCGCCUCCUAGACGUUUUGUUCACGUUUCUAUCACCCUUUCCUUACAUUCGACUUAUGCUCCAAAUUUUAUUUUCACCAGAAUUCAGUAUAGUUCAGUUUGACUAAGAGAAGCUCACUCUGUUGAAAAACUUCAUUUGGCGCCUUACGGACGCCGAAAAGUCUAAUCAGACCCCUCACGUGACUGCCAUUACGUGGCGCUGAGGUAGUGCUCGCUCUCUCUCUCUUGCCGUUGCACGGCGUAGUGACUAGUGGGCUCUCUCGCCGUUUCGCGGCCAUUGUAAUCCACGAUUAGAAGCAUCUUCGGAUAAAACGAGAAGUAUUUGUGAACUGUGUUCGUUGGCCUGCUACCGAUUUCUAAAGAAGGACGGAUUGUCCUCUAGAGGUUCGUCUCCGAGAAUCUUGAGAAUCACGAAAGCGCAAGAGACCUGUUCGACUUCCUGCUUGGUUAGCCUGACUCAAAGGCUCGCUUUCUACGCGGUGAACAUCUCAUACUUUACAAGUCCGAAAUCAGAAUGGCAGGAAAAAAAAUGCGUGACUAUGUUCUCGUAAAAUUUAUUGAAGAAGAUUUGAAAUGUAUAUCAGACGAAUCAGAAACCGUAGAUGUUGUUCCCAAAGCUUGGCUACGUUAUAAUAAACAAAUUAAUAAGUUAGUUACUCCUUUUCCUUUUCCGCCGUAUACAUAUCAAAAAAUAAAAGAUUUACAUUACAAAGUUAUAAAUCUUCAAGAAGCUGACCAAAAAUGGUCAAUGUAUCCGAUAAUUGUUGUAGGCCAUGCAAGUUCAUAUGACGAGGCUUCACUUAAGCUAAACGAACUUAAAGAGAAACCCUACACGUUCACAGAUGAGGAAAAUCCUGACCAAGUAUCAAAUGCAAUAAUGCAAGAAAUUAAAGAUCAUUAUAAAUCAAGCGAUUCUGAAGUACCAUCAUUAAAUACAACUGAUGAGAAAAAAAAAAAGAAAAAAUUGUCAGCCAAAAACACGAAAAAAAGUAAUGCAACUGAAACAAUCCCUCAAGGUUCAAAACGAAAAAUUGACUUUAAAAAAAAACAAGAAAUGCAUUCGCAAGAGACAGUAAAAGAGAAUUCCAAUCCAGUUGUAAGUGACGAAAUAAGCUUGAACACUAUUAAAAAAGUUUUAAAAUCAAUGCAUAGUGGUAUUAACGAAAUAAAAGCUGACAUUAUCUUCAUAAGAACUGAGAUAAAGGACAUAAAACUAUCCUUAAAUGUCGCUCCUCGACAAACGGAAGGUGCACUAGUGGCCAACAUGUAUAUGUUGAAAUCAAAAUAUGCACUUAACAUUCCUAUAUCAGAACUAGAGGAAAUAGAAACAUUGGAUAAUAAAAUAGAAGACGAUGCUGAAUUUGCCGCAGAUUUCAAUACUGCGCUGCAUAGCAUUUAUGUGGAAAAUGUAACUCUCACGAAAAAUUUGACUAAUAUUUUGAAAGUGUAACACGAUAUGU
Messenger RNA from Solenopsis invicta (red fire ant), 1499 nucleotides. RefSeq lists its product as uncharacterized. NCBI's taxonomy places the organism in Eukaryota, Metazoa, Arthropoda, Insecta, Hymenoptera, Formicidae. The record is from RefSeq and is a predicted model, not a curated record. The transcript has 7 exons. Bases 554 to 1489 code for a protein of 311 amino acids.